Jatropha curcas is the source of this 1241-nucleotide messenger RNA. Its product is annotated as nifU-like protein 3, chloroplastic. The record is from RefSeq and is a predicted model, not a curated record. NCBI's taxonomy places the organism in Eukaryota, Viridiplantae, Streptophyta, Magnoliopsida, Malpighiales, Euphorbiaceae. Gene Ontology annotation, biological process: iron-sulfur cluster assembly. Gene Ontology annotation, molecular function: iron-sulfur cluster binding; iron ion binding. Gene Ontology annotation, cellular component: chloroplast stroma; mitochondrion.
ACGUGGCUUCAUUCCUUUCCCAGGUUAAUAGGUGAGGGAUUCUGUCCACACAGCACAAUCUCUUGACGUUUUUUUUUCUUUUUCCAUAGCCAUUCACCACCAUUGUUAACUGAUCAAGCUUCUCUAUCAAACAUCCCCAACUCCUUCCUUCCAUUUUCACUGCUACAUUAACUAGAAAACAAAUUCAUCAAACAAACAACAAUUCGUUGUAAAGAAAUACUAAAAGAACUAACAAAUCCAUUGCAAUUUGGCAUUGUUGCCGUUUCUGUAUUAGAGAGAACACACAAAUGGGAAGGGCUUAUUACCGUUAGUUAUAAUAAGUAAAUAGAGUAUAAUAAAACUUUCUGCUUUGCAAGCAAUUCUCAAUGUUGAAUCCUUCUUUUUGCUUAUCUAAGAAAACUCGGUAUUACUUGCCACUCUUCAAGAGUGAUUUCCUUAGAGGACAAUUUCAUAGCAGACAUUUUUUAUCCUUCAAGCUGACUCCUAACAGAAGGAAAUUUUCAGGGCUUGUGGUUUCACCAAGUUGCGUCCUUCCAUUAACUGAAGAGAAUGUGGAGAAGGUUUUAGAUGAGGUGCGGCCUGGUUUGAUGGCUGAUGGUGGCAAUGUGGUUUUACAUGAGAUAGAUGGCCUUGUUGUAGUAUUAAAGCUGGAAGGAGCUUGUGGAUCAUGUCCAAGUUCUACAAUGACACUAAAAAUGGGUAUUGAAACUCGCUUGCGGGAUAAAAUACCAGAAAUCAUGGCUGUUGAGCAGAUAAUGGACACUGAAACAGGACUGGAGCUAAAUGAGGAAAAUGUCGAAAAGAUAUAUGGAACUCCAACUGAAGAGCUCAAAUUGGUUACUUUCAGGUUCUUUCUGAGAUUAGACCAUACCUCUCUGGGACAGGAGGUGGAGUACUUGAACUUGUUCAAAUUGAUGAUUAUGUUGUCAAGGUUCGGCUUAGUGGUCCUGCGGCCGGGGUAAUGACAGUCCGUGUCGCUUUGACGCAAAAAUUGAGAGAUAAGAUACCUGUCAUUGCAGCUGUACAGCUGAUUGACUGAUGAAGGAAUGGUUAGAGCCAUAAUUUUAUUGUAAAGAGAAAAUAGAAUGUUAGCAUGUUAUGUUAAGAGUAUCCAUAUGUAGUUUCUGUUAAAAUUUUGAUCAUGUAAUCAAUAUGAACCUGGGAAAUACUUAAUUUCUUGAAAGGAUCUAGUUGUGGCAAGGGAAGGCUGCCUCUGGAAAAUUGAUGAAAUUUUGAUCAUA